AUGAAGUUCGGAGCGAAACUGCAGACCUUCAUCGUCCCUGAGUGGUCGGACAAAUAUAUCCGUUACAAGGAACUCUCUCGCCUGGCCAAACGUGCCAGUCGUAUCAAUUCGGGAAAAAUCCCCGGUGUAGAUGACGAUACUGAGCGGGAUAUGUUACAAAAGCUUUUCAACGUAGAAUGUCAUACCUCUUAUCAGCGAAGUACUACGCUGUCCGGUCGAUCUAGAAGUGAAUGUCGGUCUGAGCCCAAUGAUAUUACCCCUAUCCAUAGACCAUCAUCGUCUGCUAAUUUUCAUACCAGUGAGCAAAUCGUGGUGAGUAUACCCGAAGAAGAUGGCUCCGGCAGCGCUUCCAACACUGAUGAUGGUGAGCGUCGAAAGCAAAGGACAUCCCACCUCCCGCCUUUGCCAAAAGACGUUUCAGAUCAUAGUGGUGCGGUCAAAGAUGUUGUAAACCAUUAUGAGAAGCAUGGACACGUGUCUUCUCCUAAUUUGGAGCCUAGCUCUGAGGCCUUGACCUAUUUGCAUGUUCAGCUUCAAAAGCUGGGACGCGUUCCGUAUUCCUGUACAGUCGAUACUGAUAAUUUAGUACCAUCUAGUGAUGGUCAAGAUGACUCUAUAAAUUCUGUCGAUGGAGUUUCAACUGGUCCCUCGGAGGGCCCAAUCGUUCAAAAGAGCGGUAAACAUGGCGUAUCACUGGGUGAUACUCAGCCCGAAUUUGACCGAAUCAAUGUGUUGGACAUUUUGAAGGACAAUGCUUCUUCACGUAAAUCUGUGUCGCGCGACGUUUGGUGUUGUUCCAUGGGUUGUUCGUUUUGUUCCGCUAGUAAAGGCGCGACAUCUCGCUUCAACUUACGUAAAAACACAAAUGUGAUGGACGACGAAUCACUUUCCGUGUUUAACAAAGUUCUUCGGGACGACAUCCGCGUGGUUAUGAUCCACUACGUUACCGAGCUUGACUACAUUAAGUCCUUGGUGCGGUUCCUCAAAGCUGAUAUAGCCCGUCGUGGCGGCAAGCUGGACGAUUCGUAUGCUGGUCUUAUUCGUAAAGCUUGUACAGCUUUUUGGGACUCUUGCGAUAAAUUAAAGCUUUACCUGAACUUGAACACACUUGCCGUUUUUAAAGUGCUUAAAAAAAAGGAUAAGUUAUUAUCAACUAGCGAUGUGUUCAACCUUUUCCCUAUGUACAAGAGCAUUAUGCUUUCCGUUGAGACUUCUCAAGGUGUGUUAGAAGACGUUAUCCAGAUAUACAAUUUACUGAUGGAUAAUCCUGUGGUCGACUUUGGUGUGUUGAAGACUGACAUAGAGACGACUUUAGACAGCUUGCGUUCGAAGCCAGCGCACGGUUUAUUUUUUGUUUAUGGCUUAUGUACUGUUUUAUUAGUGAAUUCAUUGUUUUUCUGUUCUUUUAGUUUUCCUUUGCCAUUUGAUCUCAACAUUUUGUUAUCUCAGAUUGCUACCUUUCGAUUUUUUUUCACAAUGUCAGUUCUAUGGUGGGGGUUUGGUUGGUGUCAGAAUUACCUCGAGACUUAUGGCGUGAACUAUCAGUUUCAGUUUGGCCUGAGUAGUAACUACUCCGCAACUGAUAAGGAUUAUUAUCAGCUGGGUGCAGGUCAGACUUUUUCAUGUUUAUUGUUAUUUGUGUUAUUUUUGUUAGAUUGCAGGUUGCACAUUGUGCCACCGCAUCACCUUUACUUUUUGUAUCCUAUUACGUUAGUGGCAUUGCAUUUGAUAAUUGUGAUGUGGCCUAACCGUAACCUUAAAUUGAAGCUUCGUAAACGUUUAUUAUUUGCUAUAUUUCGGGUUUUAGGGGCACCUUUCGGUGCUGGUGAAAAGAUAACUUUGGGUGACAGUAUUAUUGCUGAUGUGAUGACAUCCUUAACUCGUCCUUUACGUGACAUGGUUUUUAUGAUUACAUAUUUUUUGUUUGGUAUGACAUCUGAUCACAAAAUUCCAUCUCCUGUAAUACAGGCAUGGAUUGUUCCUGCAGUGAUGUGUUAUCCCUAUAUAAUUCGUUUUUCUCAAUGUUUUCGUCGUUAUAUUAAGGAGAAACGGUGGUUACAUGUUGGUAACAUGGCUAAAUACCUUUCAGGUAUAUUAUGUGUUGUUGUUUCUUCUAUUGAUUGGGUCUAUAUUUUUGGUAUGCAAGAGUGGCAACGUCAUUUUUUGGUUGUAUCAUUUUAUGUGUUUGCUACUUUGUUCCAAUGUUGGUGGGAUUAUGUGAUAGAUUGGGGUUUGGAUUUAAAUUGGAAUAUUUUUAAGAGACGUCAGAACCGUCAUAUGUAUCGUCGUGAGGCAUAUUUUUGUGCUGUUUUCUUUAAUAUGUUGUGUCGCUGCACAUGGGCUUUUACUACAAUUCCAUUUUCUCUGUUGAAAAAUGAGGAACUUUCUUUGGAUAUUGUGAGUCUUAUAGUCUCAGUGAUUGAGAUAGUUCGUCGUGUGGUGUGGGUCACAUUCCGUCUCGAGAGUGAGCACUUGCUCAACUCUUACAAGUACCGUACGGCUUUGUGGGUGCCUAAGCUGUACAACUGCAAGAAUUUGAUCGUAAAGGAGAUGAAGAUGCUUAACGAGCAGCUUUGA
Molecule: messenger RNA, 2577 nt
Organism: Babesia sp. Xinjiang
Lineage: Eukaryota; Apicomplexa; Aconoidasida; Piroplasmida; Babesiidae
Product: Phosphate transporter PHO1 -like protein 10
Exons: 2
Coding region: 1-2577 (858 amino acids)
Cellular component (GO): cytoplasm; membrane
Source: RefSeq, a predicted model, not a curated record